Molecule: messenger RNA, 1578 nt
Organism: Sesamum indicum (sesame)
Lineage: Eukaryota; Viridiplantae; Streptophyta; Magnoliopsida; Lamiales; Pedaliaceae
Biological process (GO): defense response to other organism
Cellular component (GO): plasma membrane
Source: RefSeq, a predicted model, not a curated record
AGAGGAAACCUAUCGACGAAGUAUGAAAAUCUGUCCGAUAUCAGUGCAUGAUUGAUACGAGGAAUUGGAGUUACUUGGCUGAACAAUGCAAGCAAUAAGAACACAGUUCGACACAAACACCUGCAUCGUCUUCCUGAAGAAUUCUACUACUACUAGUACCACUGUACCAGUUGCCAUUUGAAGCCACUUUUUUGCUUCUUGGCCAAAGAACAAAACUCAAUACACUCUGUUGCCAUCCCUUCUCACUUCAUUUCCCCACUCCAAUUCCUGGACAUCCCAAUGUACCGCCAACGUGAGACAAAUCCUCACUUCCUCCCACGCCAGAGCGAUCCAGUACUCGAGUUUACCCCACAAACACGACCUCCGCGCUCAAGGCCGCAGGGCCGCACGUCGAUAGAACCACCUCAUGGCCCCACACCUCAACCUCCAAUGCCACAGAGCCACACUUCAAUAGAACCACCUCACGGUCCAAGGCCUCAACCCCCAAUCCAGCAGCCUCAGCCACAAGUGAAGGUACCGCCACCGGAUCAAGUUAAUGCACCACCUCAACCCCGCCAAGAAUCCAGGCCUCAACAGCCGCAUUCUCAGCCACUCGGCUCGCAGCCUUCUGGAGGUGGCCAGCAUUCAGCUCCACAAGGACAUUCGGGCCACCACCACCAUCAUCCUUUUCUACGGGCACCCAUGUCUCGACGGACAAGGCCUGUAGCCUGGCUGGUGGCAGCAUUUUGUACACUCUUCUGGAUAAUCAUCAUUGUUGGUGGCCUCAUUAUCCUCAUAGUCUACCUUGUGUUCCGGCCACGAAACCCGAGGUUCGACAUCUCCACCGGCACAUUCAAUGCCGCCUACCUCGACAUGGGCUAUCUACUCAAUGCCGAUGUCACCUUGCUAGCCAACUUCACCAAUCCAAAUACCAAGGUGAACAUUGAUUUCAGCUACGUUAUCUUGGAUCUUUACUAUGAAAAGAACUUCAUCGCCACACAUUACAUCAAUCCAUUUUCUGUGAUGAGGAUGGAAUCCAGGUUUGCCACUGUGCACAUGGUGGCUAGCCAGGUGAGGCUCUCAAUGGGACAUAGCAUGGAGCUACAGAGACAGAUGGAGGGUGGAAGAAUUAACUUUGAGAUCAGGGGUAUGUUUAGGACAAGGUCUAAACUGGGAGGCCUUUUCCAGUACUCAUAUUGGUUGUAUGCGCAUUGUGAGAUCGUGGUCACGGGCCCUCCCACUGGAGUUUUGAUCGGAAAAAAAUGUGAGACAAAGAGGUGAUAGGGAGAGAAAAAAGGGAACAGAGAGCAAAAAUGGUGCAGUGUUUUUCACCAUUCCUGAGCAGGGUUGAUCAUUAUUUGCUGGUCAUGAACCUCAAGAUUAUAACUUUCUUGUCAUGGUUGAACUUGUAUUACCCUUUGUAUUGAUUUCUUUGAUUUUAUUCUGAAAAGUUGGACACCAGUUCUAAUUUCGUAGGUGUCCAUCUGUUGGUGAACGAUCCAGUGUUCCAAUUUUCUCAUUCCAACAAAGAGAAUGGAAUGUCUUUAACUUUAUAGUGACAAACUCAGCAAGCAUUCCAAAAUCUGUUUUUACAGUGGA